AUGCAGCUCUCCGCCCUCCUCCUCCUCGCCCCUGCCCUCGUGGCCGCAACUCUCGACCCGGCCACCUCCAACACCAAGGGCAAGUGUCCCUCAAGCUACAACUGCAGCGCCACAAAGGUCUCAAAGGCCAUCCAGGCCGCCGAGUGCUCCCACAACACCCGUACCAGCAAGACCCAGACGUUUGCCGUCUUCGAGACCGACCACCAGUACGACGGCAACUUCCCUCUCGCCUAA
Messenger RNA from Colletotrichum acutatum, 234 nucleotides. RefSeq lists its product as uncharacterized. NCBI's taxonomy places the organism in Eukaryota, Fungi, Ascomycota, Sordariomycetes, Glomerellales, Glomerellaceae. The transcript has a single exon. The record is from RefSeq and is a predicted model, not a curated record. The coding region runs from base 1 to 234 and encodes 77 amino acids.